Messenger RNA from Durio zibethinus, 771 nucleotides. RefSeq names its product E3 ubiquitin-protein ligase ATL42-like. The record is from RefSeq and is a predicted model, not a curated record. Lineage: Eukaryota; Viridiplantae; Streptophyta; Magnoliopsida; Malvales; Malvaceae.
UUAUCAUCCUGUCAUUUCUGUCAUGUUUCAGGUUGUUGUCAUCUUUUGAGGUAUAUUUUCUUUGUAAGUGGCAAAUUUUGCUUUUCCGAUGAAAAUCAAGGGGAUUUAGAAAAGAUUGCGAUGAGCAUUAAACAUCUGGCGGUGGGUGCAAUACAGAUUAUGGAAAUGGCAAUUGUUAUAACUGUGCUUCUGCUAUUUCUAGGUGUUGGAAUGCUGGUGAUAAUGCAUGUAUGUAUAGUAGGAAGAGCCUUCAGGAGAGGAUUCGGGAACCCAGGAAACUUUGACAGGAGCAGCAGCAGGAACAGAAGCAUGUCCCUGGAUGAUUUACACAGGCUUCCCUCUUAUGAUUACAUAGCAAAAGACAAAGGAAGUAGUCCAGUGGAUUGUGCUGUCUGCCUGGAAAACUUCAAGAUGGGUGAAAAGUGCAAGCUACUGCCUCAGUGCAGGCAUAGUUUCCAUGCAGAAUGUGUGGAUUCAUGGCUUCUGAGAAACCCCAUUUGCCCAAUUUGUCGAACCAGUGCUGAUUCAAGCAAGGAUGGGUUGGUUUUAGGCGAGGAAAGUAGUCGUUCCUGUGAAAAUGUUGUUCAGUUGAGAGGGAGUCCAAGUAGGGAAGGUAGUAGACAUUUGGAUGAUGUUAGAAUUGAAAUUGCAGAGAACCAAACAAGAGAAGCUCGUAUUAUUACUUGCAACGGGCAUGAAUCAAGAGAAAACCAAACAAAUUUAGUUGCCAUUCAUUCGAGUUUUGCAAUUGAAACUACUACAACUACAUAG